CUUUCUGCGCAUGUCAAGACAUCGAGCGUAGUCUCGUGUGCUAGCAGCUGCUAUUACAACACAUCGAAGAACGAUGCCAAGACGCUAAUAAGUCACCGAUAGUCUCUGCCUGCUAUUAUGGACAUAUUUAUGUAAUAGAAAAGACGUAGUUAAUUGUUCGUGUCGGGAUAAACUACUCAGUGGGCUAGAAGCUUCCCAGGCUAGCUUAGCAAGCUAACUGCUACGACGAGGCGGAAGUUAUCAAAGCAUAGCUCAGCAUAGUUCAAGUGUGAGUGGAAAGUUGUUAUUAUGUGUGACGUACAGAUGCUUAGAGCACUGGUUAAUCGGUGUUUGACUGCGGCCGUUGACGAAAUAUUUGUAGAGUUCGAAAGAGCGCUAGCAUGGUACGAUGGGGAACUUUCUCGAACAAAAGAGGAGAACGAGCGACAACGUGAGCUACUACACGUUGUGUUCAAGGACCCUCGAGUGGUGUUAUACAGAACAGACAUCCGUCAAGAUCUUCCCCCUGAGCAGCAGGAGUGGAGAUGCAAGGUGGAGCAGGAGGAGCCACAGCCCCUCCACAUUAAAAAGGAGGAAGAAGAGGAGGAUCAUUUUGAUAGUCUGGAACCGUUUCCAGUGAAGAAUGAAGACGAUGAAGACAAAUGUCAAAGCGAAGAGGCGAGAGAGCUGGAGCCUCCAACUCAGCAGCACACGACCGUCAAAGCUGAUGGAGGAUCACGAGCAGACAGCCUCUUAGCGCUUCUACUGUCUGAUAAUCUGGAAGAGUUUUCGGUGAUGAAUAUGCUCGUGAAGAGCGAAGGCGAUGACGACAAAGGUCAAAGCGAGGAGAAGAGAGAGCUCGAGCUUCCAAGCAGCAGCUCAACUCAGCAGCACACGACCAUCGAAGCUGAUGGAGGUUCACAAGCAGACAACUUCUUAGCGCCGCUAUCGGAUAGUGACGACAUGACGUCAAACUGUCCUGACACUAACGACGAAGGCUCUAAAGCUGAUGAGACACAUCCCGCUCACAGCGUUGGCUUUACAUAUCCUAAGUGUGACAAAGCUUUUAAUAAUCGUUAUCAUCUGAUGAAACACAUGACAACUCACACAGGUGAAAAACCAUACAAGUGCUCCGUUUGUGGUAAAGGCGUCUGUUCGAGGGCAAAUUUGAAAGCACACAUAAAAAUACACACGAAAAAGAAACCUUUAUCCUGUUGGAAGUGUGGUAAAUGUUUUGCAUCCAGUGGAACUUUGAAAGAACACAUAAGAAAAAAGCACACUGAAGAGAAUCUUUACUCCUGUUUGGUGUGCCGUAAAGGUUUUGUACGAUAUCGGCAGUUGACAACACACAUGAGAGUACACAGCGGGAAACCUUUUAAAUGUUCAGUGUGCCGUAUGUGUUUUGCUAAGUCGCAUUAUUUGGAAAUACACCAAAGUAUCCACACGAUAAAAAAAGGAGGGACAAAUGUGGAGUGUGUGAUGGGAGAAGCUCCUGUAAGUACCAACUUAACACUCAGGACUGCUGGUGUAACAGCAGUAGUAAAUGAAGCUGCUGGACUUUAAAUAAACCGUCAAGACUUCCUGUGUUGUAUGUGGAAGUGUCUACCAUUUGCAAUAAAAAUAAUAACCAUUAGCCUGCUUUGUUUUUCAUUGCUCUUGGCCACUUCCCCCAGUCUACAGCUAAUAAUAAUAAUAAACAAUAAAAAGAUUAAUAUAAAUUAAUUAUUAUUAUUUAAUAAUGUUUGUAUGUGUAAGUGUUUCCCAUUUGCAAUAAAAAAAUGAUAGCCCUUAA
Doryrhamphus excisus (bluestripe pipefish) is the source of this 1771-nucleotide messenger RNA. RefSeq lists its product as uncharacterized. Gene Ontology annotation, biological process: regulation of transcription by RNA polymerase II. The record is from RefSeq and is a predicted model, not a curated record. Gene Ontology annotation, cellular component: nucleus. Gene Ontology annotation, molecular function: RNA polymerase II transcription regulatory region sequence-specific DNA binding; DNA-binding transcription factor activity, RNA polymerase II-specific. Lineage: Eukaryota; Metazoa; Chordata; Actinopteri; Syngnathiformes; Syngnathidae.